Molecule: messenger RNA, 212 nt
Organism: Acaulospora colombiana
Lineage: Eukaryota; Fungi; Glomeromycota; Glomeromycetes; Diversisporales; Acaulosporaceae
Source: the annotation of a GenBank genome assembly
CGUAUGGGUCCUUAUCAGAGACCGUAGACGGCCAUCACGUCUUAUCAGCGGACCACCCGCAUCUCCAUCAUCCCCACCUCGUCACCAUCACACCUACUAUCAUCACCUUUUACAUCCAUUUCGUUAUUGCCGGUGGAGGCGUCGAGUCGAACGAGCUCUUGCAACGGGAAAGUGCGUCCAAUCCUCUUCCUCGCAUGAUCACCGUUUAUUGA